AUGGCAGCAGAUGAUGACAAUGGUGAUGGAACAAGUUUAUUUGAUGUCUUUUCUGCUUCUCCUCUUAAAAAUAAUGAUGAAGGUUCUUUGGACAUAUAUGCUGGGUUGGACAGUGCUGUUUCUGACAAUGCUUCCAAAUUGUGUGUGCCAUCCCGAAAUUGUUUGGAUUUAUAUGAAGAAAUCCUGACUGAAGAAGGAACUGCAAAGGAGGCAACAUAUAAUGAUUUGCAAGUAGAAUAUGGUAAAUGUCAGCUGCAAAUGAAAGAGCUGAUGAAAAAGUUUAAGGAAAUACAGACACAGAAUUUCAGCUUAAAAAAUGAAAACCAAUCUCUUAAGAAGAAUAUUUCAGCACUUAUCAAAACCGCUAGAGUGGAAAUAAAUCGCAAAGAUGAAGAAAUAAAUAAUCUUCACCAAAGAUUGUCAGAGUUCUCACAUUUUCGCAAUAAUCACAAAACUGCAAGGACAGCAGAUUUAGUUAAAAUGAAAGAUUUUAAAUCCAGAUCUCCCCAUUUGGAUGAUUGUUCAAAGACUGAUCUCAGAGUGAAAAGUGAUGUUUCUAAAGAUGUACAUCAUAGCACUUCACUGCCAAAUCCCGAAAAGGAAGGAAAAUCACAUUGUGAAAAAAAGAGCACUUUGUAUUUGUCUCCAUCUAUCGAAAAACCCUGCACCAAUGGCAUUUGGUCACGUUCCCAUUAUCAGGUUGGUGAGAGUAUCUCAAAUGAGGAUAAUAGAAGAGGAAGGAAAGAUAUUAGACAUAGCCAAUAUAGCAGAGGAACCGAUAGAAUACGGAAAGACUUAAAUACUAGUUGUGAUGGUGAACCAAGGAACAUAGAGGCUAGUCAAAGGCUACAAGGACGUCCUGAGAAAUAUGGUAAAGGUGAACCAAAGGCUGAAAGCAAAAAUUCAAAGUUUAAAAGUAACACAGAUUUGGAUUAUAAAAAUGAACGCAUUAGCUCUUCUUGGGAGAAAGAGACCUUUAGAGAAAGGUCAUAUACUCGAGUUGACUCUCAAAGUGACAAAAAACUAGAAAGACAAAGUGAAAGAUCACAAAAUACAAAUAGAAAAGAACUUAAGUCACAAGACAAAGAAGAAAGAAAAGCUGAUCAAAAACCUAAAUCCGUAGUAAAAGACCAGGAUCAUUGGAGAAGACCUGAACGAGCAUCACUUCCUCAUUCCAAGAAUGAAAUAAAAUCUUCUCAUAAUUCAAGUAAAUACCAUCUAGAAGAGAGAAGAGGAAGGGAAGAUUGUAAAAGAGAUAGAGGUGUAAGUAAUCAUAGUUUUCAAGAAGGAAGAUGUCCAUCCUUUCUUUCAUCCAGUAGAACUCAUAAACACAUUGACUCCAAGGAAGUUGAUGCUGUGCACCAAUGGGAAAAUACACCUUUAAAAGCAGAACGGCAUAGAACUGAAGAUAAGAGGAAAAGAGAACGAGAAAGCAAAGAAGAAAGUAGGCAUAUAAGAAAUGAAAAAAGAACACCUACAGAACAUUUGCAGAAGACUAACAAAGAAACAAAGAAAACCACUACUGAUUUAAAAAGACAGAAUGAGCCAAAAAGUGAUAAAGGUGAAGUCUCUAACAGUGGUGUUUCUCAAGGAGCAGAUAAUAAAGAGCUUGUAAUUAAAGCUGACAGUGGUCCAAAUGAAACAAAAAAUAAAGACUUAAAGUUGAGUUUUAUGGAAAAAUUGAACUUAACUCUUUCUCCUGCUAAAAAGCAGCCUGUUUCUCAGGAUAACCACCAUAAAAUAACCAAUAUCCCCAAAUCCAGUGGCAUAUGUGAUUUGGAGUGCUUGGUGCAGGCGACAACAGUGACCUGUGUUUCCUCUGUCAAUGAACAUACCACAGAGAAAAUGGAAUCAAAGUUGUCGGAACCAAAGGUUGCUCUUGCAGCUGUAGCUGAAGUCAGGACCAGUAAUCCAGAAAGGAAAAUGGAGGAAGAAAAUAGUUUGUUAGUUAAAUCUGUUGAGAAUACUGUGGAUUGUGAUGUGCCCAUUUGUUGUACAGAGACUUCCUUCUCAGCACCUGUGGAAAUGGAACAAACAGAAUCCUUGUUUCCAUCAUCAACAGAAAUAGAAGAAACCAUUAAUGAUACCAGGACAGCAGUUCCUGUAGUAAUGGACAUAUUACAAACAAAUGUUUCUCAAAACUUUGGCUUGGAAUUGGAUACCAAAAAAAAAGAUGAUUUAAAUCCUUGUGUUUCUGAAGGUAUGGGAAUGAAGGAGGCUUUUUCAACAGAAGUAGCUAAAUCCAAUGACAGCAUUUUGCAGCCUUCAGUUGAAGAAACUGGCAUUUUGCCAGUAGUCCUUUCAGAAGAUGGUAACCCCAAAUUUGAGCCUUCUCUUGUAGAUACACCACUGGUUGAAAAUAAGUCUUGUCAUUUGGAGCCUUGCUCACCUAAAGAGACACUAGAAUCUUCACUUCAGCAGACUGAGUUAAUGGACAGCAGAAUGGAAAUCAGUGAAACAAACUCAGUAUAUAAUGAUGAUGAGAAUUCAGUUCUGAGCAUUGACCUUAAUCACCUGAAGCCUAUUCCAGAAGCCAUCAGUCCUCUGAAUAGUCCAGUGAGACCUGUAGCAAAAGUUCUUAGAUUGGAAAGCCCAUCUCAAGUUCCAUUAUGUAAUAACAGUCAUAAAGAUAUAUUUCCACCAAAUUCAGCUCAGUCUACUUCCAAGAGCAAGUCUGAUCUCAAUAAGGAAAAUCAAAAGCCAGUUUGCAAAUCUGACAAAUUUACAGAUGCAGACUCUCAUAAGAACUCAUCUUUAGAUGAAUUAGAAGAAGGAGAAAUUAUAAGUGACAGUGAAAAAUCUAAACCACAAAAAAGUUUUGAAAGAAGUGUUAUACCUAGAACUUCUACUGAAGUACAGAACACAAAAACUAGCCCAGGAAGUAGGAAAAGUACUAUACAUUUGGGUAAAGACAGUAGAAAAACAUCUUCUAUAAAAAUCCAUCAGACUAAAAGCAAAUGGAAUAAAAGACGAAGUGAAUCUAGCAGAUCUUCAAAAACAGAGAAGACAGACAAGACAAUGAGUACCUCCAGCCUGGAAAAAAUAGUUCCGAUUAUUGCUGCACCCUCUUCUGUACGAGAGAUUAUGCACAUGUUACGAGUGAUAAGAAAACAUGUAAGGAAAAAUUAUAUGAAAUUUAAGGUAAAAUUUUCAUUAAUACAAUUUCAUAGAAUUAUCGAGUCAGCAGUUUUGAGUUUUACAUCGUUAAUUAAACACCUUGACUUAUCCAAAAUCUCAAAGUCAAUGACUACUUUACAGAAUAAUCUCUGUGAUGUUAUAGAAUCCAAGCUUAAGCAAGUUAAGAAGAAUGGCAUUGUGGAUCGUUUAUUUGAACAACAGCUACCAGAUAUGAAAAAAAAAUUGUGGAAAUUUGUAGAUGAACAGCUGGAUUAUUUGUUUGCAAAGCUGAAGAAAAUCUUAGUAAAGUUUUGUGAUUUCAUAAACUUUGGCAGUGACAGUGAUGAAGGAAAACGUGAAAAGAUAAAUAAAGAAAAAGCACAAUAUUCAAAUGGUCAGAAGGAGAAUGUGGACUGCUCUAGUGAAGAAAUGCUGAAAGAGAAAUCCCCCAAAUCAGAAGAUUCUGUUAAUUGUAAGUCUUUACUAGGAUGUAAAAAAUCUGAGGAAAAACAUCAAGACCAAAAUAAUUUCAAUAUUAACACAGUAAAGCGUGACAUUAAAAAAAGUAACACUUGCUUUGAUAAUAUUAAGAACUCUCAAUCUGAAGAACACUCAUUGGAACCAAACCGUCCCAGCACCCCAAAGCCAGGGAAAAUUGAAGGCAACGCCAUGGAGGAUGCACAAACAUCCCAGCAUGCAGCUUUGAAGCCAGAACGCAGUUUUGAGAUUCUUACUGAACAGCAAGCCUCAAGCCUUACUUUUAAUUUAGUGAGUGAUGCCCAGAUGGGUGAAAUAUUUAAAAGUUUGUUACAGGGUUCUGAUCUUUUGGAUAAUAGCGUUAAUUGUAAUGAAAAAAGUGAGUGGGAGUUAAAGACCCCAGAAAAACAGCUGCUGGAGAGUCUUAAGUGUGAAUCUAUACCGGCUUGUACAACUGACGAGCUAGUUUCAGGGGUGGUUUCUCCAUGUCCUAAAAUGAUUAGUGAUGAUAAUUGGUCAUUAUUAUCAUCCGAGAAAGGUCCUUCUCUGUCUUCAGGGCUUUCGUUGCCAGUUCAUCCUGAUGUGUUGGAUGAAAGUUGUAUGUUUGAAGUGUCCACGAAUAUAGCUUUGAGUAAAGAUAAUGUAUGUAGUUCAGAAAAGAGCAAGCCCUGCAUUUCCUCCAUACUUCUGGAAGAUCUAGCAGUCUCUUUAACAGUGCCAUCACCUCUGAAGUCAGAUGGUCAUCUCAGUUUCCUAAAGCCUGAAGUUUUGUCUAGUUCAACUCCCGAAGAAGUUAUUAGUGCCCAUUUUAGUGAGGAUGCCUUACUUGAGGAAGAGGAUGCAUCUGAACAAGAUAUUCAUUUAGCCCUGGAGUCUGAUAAUUCAAGCAGCAAAUCAAGUUGUUCUUCAUCAUGGACAAGUCGGUCUGUUGCUCCAGGCUUUCAGUACCACCCCAACCUACCCAUGCAUGCUGUCAUAAUGGAAAAGUCCAAUGAUCAUUUCAUUGUGAAGAUACGGCGUGCAGCACCAUCUACCUCCCCUAGUCUUAAACAGAAUACGGUGGCUGAUGAGUCAUUGGCAUCUUUGCCUGGAGUGGAAAAGGAAGCUGAUAAAGCAGCAGAGAAAGAAUAUGUUUCAUGUCAGAAUGGAGUUUUUAAAUCUGCGGAGGAAUUAAAUUCCAACAACAAUGUUGAUAGCAGUAAAUCAGCUCAUGAAGAACAGGACUGUAUGAUGCAAACACAGGUUCCCGAUAUAUAUGAAUUUCUUAAAGAUGCUUCAGGUAAAGUGGGUCAUAGUAAUGAAGUGACUGAUGAAUGUUUCAAGUUGCAUCAAGUAUGGGAAUCAAAAGUACCUGUAAGCAUUGAAGAGUUGCCUCCAAUGGAGGAAAUUUCACAUUCUGUCGAGGCUCAUCCUCCAAACACAUAUAUAGACCUCACAAAAGAUCCAGUCACUGAGACCAAAAACUUGGGGGAAUUCAUAGAAGUAACAGUUUUAAAUAUUGAUCAGUUGGGAUGUUCUGAAGGCAGUUUGGAUCAGAGUGCUCAAAUAUUAGAUAAUAUGCAGCCUGAUACUGUAGGUGCUUUUAUUGAUUUGACACAAGAUGUUUCAAGUGAGAGUAGAAGUGAAGGGAACUGCCCUGCUUUAGCUGUUGAACGCUUGGAGUGUCAGGUGAUAUGUGUAGAUGAAGAUAACUGUAAGGAAGAAAAGGUGCAAAUGGCCGACAGGCCUUUGGAAAGCAUUGUUGAGGAAACCUAUAUCGAUUUGACCUCAGAACCUCCCAGUUCAUGCGAAGUAAAAAAGGAUAAUUUAAAGUCAGAGCCGACAUCAAAUUCUGAUGGCUCAGUGUUGCCUGGGUCUUUGGAUAAUGCUCCUAAAAAGAGAAAAAACCUUUCUGAUCUAAAUCAUUCUCAUAAAAAACAGAGAAAGGAAACAGACUUAAGCAGUAGGGAAAAGACCAAGAAAAUUACCCAAGAUUCUGGUGAGAAUGGUGAAGCUCACCAAAAGAAAGCCAGUAAGAAAAAGGACCCUGCAGUGACCAAAGACCCCUCAUCAUCAAGCCCAGGGAUUAAGGAUCCAUCAGCAGCAUCUGCCACUUCUCCUAUAAGCCUUUCUGCAAAGAAUGUUAUUAAAAAGAAGGGAGAAAUUAUAGUUUUAUGGACAAGAAAUGAUGACCGGGAAAUUUUAUUGGAGUGUCAAAAAAGAGGGCCAUCAUUGAAAACAUUUUCUUACUUAGCUGCCAAGUUGAAUAAAAAUCCAUAUCAGGUCUCAGAAAGAUUCCAGCAGCUAAUGAAGCUCUUUGAAAAGUCAAAAUGCAGGUAGUUAAUGGUUCUGCUACAGGAGACUAGUAAAGUAAAUGUUUGACACUGUUACUGUGCAGUUAAUGGCCUGUAGUCAUUGAAGAUAUGAGUAGUGGGUGAGGACAUCCAGUUGAGUUCCUGCUUCAAUCACAGGUUGGAGGAUGAUUGCUCAUGCAGGAUUCUGAGGUCACCUCAUCCACAGGGACAUGCUCAGAGUGAAGCCUGCUGCAGUUCAGAUCAGCAUGGCAUCUCUCCUCAACUCUCUCUUUUUAAGUAUAAUUGAC
Neomonachus schauinslandi (Hawaiian monk seal) is the source of this 6175-nucleotide messenger RNA. It is a transcript of the gene CASP8AP2, whose product is annotated as caspase 8 associated protein 2. Lineage: Eukaryota; Metazoa; Chordata; Mammalia; Carnivora; Phocidae. Gene Ontology annotation, molecular function: transcription corepressor activity. The transcript has 9 exons. The coding region runs from base 1 to 5913 and encodes 1970 amino acids. Gene Ontology annotation, biological process: extrinsic apoptotic signaling pathway via death domain receptors; Fas signaling pathway. The record is from RefSeq and is a predicted model, not a curated record. Gene Ontology annotation, cellular component: PML body; mitochondrion.